GGGAAAAAAAAACAGAAAACGUUUUUGCGAAAAAAUAUAUUAAACGUAGACUAAAGUCAAUAACAAAGCACCAAAAUGUCCUUCAAAGGCAACCCAAAGGUGCAAAAGGUGAUGGUGCAGCCCAUCAACCUGAUCUUUCGUUACCUGCAAAGCCGUUCGCGCGUCCAAGUGUGGCUCUACGAGAACAUAUCGCUGCGCAUCGAGGGCCACAUUGUGGGCUUUGACGAGUACAUGAAUCUGGUGCUGGAUGAUGCCGAGGAGGUGUAUAUUAAAACGCGCCAACGCAAGAAUCUUGGCCGCAUCAUGCUCAAGGGGGACAACAUAACGCUUAUACAGAAUGUCAGCCCGUCCAAGGAUUAGGCUUAAUUCUCGUAAAACUAAUAAAAAAACCAUACAUCAUAAGUGAUUUAAUUGUAAGCCGAAA
This is a messenger RNA of Drosophila virilis, 424 nucleotides long. It is a transcript of the gene SmE, whose product is annotated as Small ribonucleoprotein particle protein SmE. Lineage: Eukaryota; Metazoa; Arthropoda; Insecta; Diptera; Drosophilidae. Gene Ontology annotation, cellular component: U1 snRNP; pICln-Sm protein complex; U5 snRNP. Gene Ontology annotation, biological process: spliceosomal snRNP assembly; mRNA splicing, via spliceosome. Gene Ontology annotation, molecular function: RNA binding. The record is from RefSeq and is a predicted model, not a curated record.